CCUUUAAGGCAGAAGAGCUGGCAAUUUGGGGUGGCUUCGGUGAUGGGUGGAAAAGAUAGAAAAACAGGGUCCGAUCUGCCUGGAAACUCUGGUCGAUGGUCCACCAACUCCAGGCCCGAUGAAUUACUAUGAUGAGGAAAUCACCAGGCUGCACCACGGGGAGGAGUCCCACGAAGCGGGGUGCCCGUGCUCGUGUGGGGAGUCCCACUAUGGCCACACCGAGUGCCCCCCUAAAGAUACCCUGACAGAAGAUGACAUUUAUUGCUGCUCUUUAUCCAAGACGUUGUGCCAUACCUCCACCCCAGUCAUUGUGGGCUUCUAUUCACCAUGUGGAACUCGCCUUCACUCCCUUCUCGACCAGAUUUCAGGAUGCAUGGUCAAAGAAUCCAUCCGAAGGGAAGAAAACGAGUUCAGGAGGACUCAUCAGAGGCCCCGACUCCCACAAGGGACGAACUAUCUUACCCUCCUCUGGUACCUUGUCUUCUACCAACCAGUCGUCACGGAGGUGCACCUUCGAAGAAAAACCAUUGAGUUCCUCUUCAUAAGGUUCAGCGCCUGGGAGUAUGCAGGCAGUGACAAGUUGUGGGCUGGGUUGGUCACCACUCUGUGUGACCAUAUCCGCCACCACUUUGGUCCUCUUCCCUUGAGCUUUUUCCACGUGGUCGGAAGCCACCCUCAGUUUGCCUCAGGAUUCACCCAGCAAGAAUGGAGGCUUAAAAGGAAAACAUGUUGCACGGCAGGAGGACUCGUGGUGGUUUUGCUAGCUGGCGCAGGCCUGGCCACUACUGCCGUCUUUGUGCCAGAACUAAGGGAUGGGACAGUCUUGAAGAUCCUUGGUAGCACCAUCGCUGGCAUUUCAGGGUCGGGGCUCGUCAUAGCCAUCACUCCUGUGCUUAAGCACCUGAUCAUCAGCCAGAAGAAGAAGAUAGAGAGCAUGACCAGUGAUGAGAAAUUCACCAGCCACCUGGGUUUCAUGAGUUCAGUGAAGAGAGAGAUCGAAGUCCUCACCAACUUUGUGUACUACAUGGAAAUCUUUGAGCGUCAGCGCCUGAGAAUUGUCUUUGAGAUUACGUGUUUGGAUAUGUGCUACCCGGAACGGGUGGUUGGGGUGCUGAAUGCCAUCAAUACGCUACUUUCAGACAGGAAUGCCCCAUUCAUCUUCAUCCUGGUUGUGGACCCCUGUGUCAUUGUUUCUUGCUUGGAGCAGGCUAGCUCCAUGAAGGGAAUGGCCGACAAUGGGUACCUGUACCUCAACCGCACAGUGACCCUUCCCUUCUCCAUUCCAGAGAUUGGCAUGCGAUCAAAGAUGCAUUUUUUGCGCGAGGCUUUCCAGACACGGGAAGAUCUAAUGUACAGCAUCAUUACAAGGAAUAUGGAGGCGGGAGUGACAAAGACCAAAGGGAAUGAUGCAGCUUUGGUGAACUCAGAAACGCCAGUUGAAAUGGACCAACACCAGAUUGAUGCUCAGGCGGUCCAGUACAUCCAUGAAGCUUUCCAUUGUCUACAUAAUGAAUAUGAUUGCCUCUACAAAUAUGUCCCAGAUAGCAUUGUCCAGAUGAGAAGGAUCGUCAAUACCAUCCCAAUUACUAUCAGGCUUAUGACUCAACAGCACAUGCUGAGGCACAAUCUCUGUCCCCGGUCAGUGGCAAGUUGGGUGGUCUUGGCCAACCAGUGGCCAUGUCGCUUGAGUUGGAUCCUACAGUGCAUGGAAGACAGGCUGCAGAGCCGGCCACCGAACGAUUAUGAGAAGGAGUUGAUGUGGAGCGUCUUUGUGGAGACCUGCCAUGACUUUUUCUCCAAACACAAGGAACUUCAGAACAUCCUGGCCUUAGAUGGUGACCCUGAACUUUUUGAGAGAUUCUUGUCAUGUGAUUUUCCCUUCACCAUACAAGAAGGGAAACAACUGCUGAUGUAUACUGUCAACUUAGACCAUUCAAUAAGGUAUAAGAUGGGACAGCUGCAGGCUUUGGCUUCUCUGGAGAGAAACUAUGGCAAACGUGAAACAAAUUCAGACAGAAGAGUUUAGGGACCAUGGAUUCCAUGUGCCGUCCCAGGGAAUUCUGGAGUGAAAGAAACUUAGCAGAAUUUCAUUUGCCAGGGAGAUGGGAACAAAAAGGGCAGAAAAGCUGUAUCAGAGGUUGCUUUGUCUGUCUCUCCAUCCCCCCAGUGUGGAACUGCAAGAGAAGCUCUGAAUAUAUUAGGGUGCAAAUCAUCUGGGCACCAGGCCGUCUCACCCAGUGACGUGGAUGCCAAAAAUCAAAAGCAACUGACUUUUUAAAAAAAAACGUCUCUGCCAUCUCACGAGGUUGCCAAACUGCUUGAGCUGUAGGGAUCUGGAGAGAUUUAAGUCAUGGCUUUUUAAAAAUUAAUUCAAUUAGGAGUUACGUUACUGCCACCUGGGGCUGCGCUGGUGGCUUUUAUUCUAAGAUGCUCUUUCAGUUCAGCACAGGAUAACGGGGAAGCGAAAGAGCCAAUGUUUUUGUGAAAUGAGCAUGUAUUUUAGUAUGCUUCCUAGAAGCUUCUGGGGAAAAAAGUACUGGGAUUUCACUGCAAACCAGUUAACGGCAGGAGGUCUUGUGAUGAGAGGCAUCUAUGUGGGGGUCAAUAAAGUCAAGAUGGCAGCCACGAAUGCUCUGCUCAAAGCCGUUCUUGUUCUAUUCUUAUGCAUGUUGCACAUGCCACACACAUAAAAAAGGGCAAGUCUUCAA
Python bivittatus (Burmese python) is the source of this 2708-nucleotide messenger RNA. RefSeq names its product NTPase KAP family P-loop domain containing 1 (gene NKPD1). Lineage: Eukaryota; Metazoa; Chordata; Lepidosauria; Squamata; Pythonidae. The record is from RefSeq and is a predicted model, not a curated record.